UUAAAGAAAGCCAUGCAACCAGCAGUUACCAACACCCAAGUCUCAUACACUACUCCUGCUGGUGUGACAGUUACUUCUGUACCAAAAGGGUCUCUUCCAGCAAUUUUUAUUGGAGAGCGUUUGAUAGUUUAUGCCAUCCUUCAUCACAGUUCACCUUCUUCUGAAACACAAGAAGGAACGGUUUGCCUGACUGGUGAUUUACUCGGGGCAAAGGUUGAACACAACAUGAGAUUUCAAGUUCCACUGGCGGUGACGAAAGACAACGUGUCCCAAGUGUCAACCAUUCAUCAUCUUGCUGCUAAAAGGUCCAUCAAGGAAAUGGAAUCGAGCAAUGACAGCAGUCCAGAAAUAAUCCAGCUCAGUUGUGAUUCAAAUGUGAUAUCUUCCCAAACAGCAUUUAUCGCCAUUGAUGAAGAAAGAAAGGAGGCGGUGAAAGGAAGCCUGCAAACCUGGGAUAUUCUGAGUUUUCUGGAUGAUGAAGAUGAGUAUUGUUGCUAUGCAGAUUGCGACGUGAGUUCUCUGGAUGAUGAAGAUGAGGAUUUAGGAAUGGAAGGUUGCUAUGGAGACACCGACGCAAGUUUUGGGGUGAGCUGUCUUUCCGCUGAAUCCGCUCCUCCAAUGCCGAAAGCUCAAGCGAAGUCUGGCUUGAAAUCAAUAUUUUCGGGGCUUUUUAAGCGUAAAGAAGUAAAAGAACUUACCUUUCAGAACACGGUUUAUAGUGCCCCUUGUCGGCCUGCUGAUAAUGAAUCUUCUCUUUUUUCCCUUCCUCGUUCCUCUCAUUCGUCUCGUCGUUCUUCAGAGUCAACUGCAACAGAGACUCCACUGGCAACGAUCAUCAGCCUUCAACUCGCCAGUGGUGCGUGGAAAACGUCAACAUCCCUGAGCGAUGUUAUCUCUAAAACCACAGAAGAGAUAAAAGAUGCGUGUCGAGUGUCUUGUGAAGGUGAUAUGGAGUCAAUUUGGGCGACAAUUAUUGUCUUGACGUAUCUGCAACUUCGUCAGUCAAAUUUCAAAGAUGAAUGGGAGUUGAUUGCUCUCAAGGCUGAAACAUGGCUGACAAAACAAAGUCUUCCUCAAGGAUCUUCCAUACAAGAUUUACGAGAAAAAGCUGAAGCAUUUCUAUCUUAACUUACAAAAUUACAAUAAAAAACGCUUAUAAAUAAUCUGACGGACAUACAUAUGAACAAAUCGAAAUAGUGUAGUAUGAAAAAUGAUUAAUUUUGUAAUGUAAUUACAAUUUUUGAUAGUAGCAUGUAACCAAUAUCGUAAAACGUCGACU
Molecule: messenger RNA, 1279 nt
Organism: Dendronephthya gigantea
Lineage: Eukaryota; Metazoa; Cnidaria; Anthozoa; Malacalcyonacea; Nephtheidae
Product: von Willebrand factor A domain-containing protein 5A-like
Exons: 1
Coding region: 13-1128 (371 amino acids)
Source: RefSeq, a predicted model, not a curated record